AUGGCACAAAACGCUUCCGCCCGUCAGUCGCAAAUCUCCGCACCACAACCUGCUCCCAUCCUUCCUCCUUCUACCCCAGCAAAUUCGCGUCCAUCGCCCAACAUGUCCUCUUCAACACAACCACAAAUUCAAACCCCUACAAUGCCAACACCUAGCAGUGAAUCGCGCAUGCAUCCUCCAAGUAUACCACGAAGUUUGAUGACGCCAGCAAGAGAAUUAAGAGAGAGUUCCGUCGCGAGUAGCAUUGGAGGUGGAAGUGCGACGCGCAAACCGAGACAGAAUCUAGAUGAGCGCGAUCAAAUUCAGGCAUUGAAAGCUUGCAUUGCUCAAAAACACAAUUUCAAAGAAGGCACCAAAAGUCAAUUUUGGAAUGGAGUUAAUGCACAAUUUCAUGAGUCUACAGGUAAAGUUUUAGCGCAGAUGAGCGCCACGGUCGCAAGAUUGGUAGAAGCUCGCAGGAGACAGGUGUGUGAUUGGGAAAAUGAAGUUAUACCAGAAAAGCCUGGUGGUGAAUUAAAUGCAUUAUUGGAUGAAUGGAUUGAGUUUCUGAAGGUGGAAGAUGCAGAUGCGGAAAAUGAGAGACAACGACAAGUCGAUGCGAGAAGGAGGGUAGAGGAAUCUAGAAAAGAGGCCAGAAAACAAGUGAUUGCACAAGAGAAUUUAAUGCAAAAUCAAAGUCCAGGUGUGAGAAUCGUCGCCGGCCCAGCUCCUCCACAGCCAGUCGCAGAUAUGGGACAAAAUCAACCUCAGCAUCCUCCUGCUGGUCAAGAAUUGGUAUACCAAUCAGCUCCAAAUGGAGAAUUUUCCGAUGCGUUAGGAUUCCGCCCUCUCAAAAGACGAAGAACUACGAAUAAUGAAGAUCUUUUACCGCCACAAGUUGCCACCAAGAACCAAUGGUUCACUACGGUCAAGACUAUCGACUUCCUCCUCCACCUCCUCCCCCUCCAUCUGAACCACCGCGACGCGAAGUAG
This is a messenger RNA of Sclerotinia sclerotiorum 1980 UF-70, 972 nucleotides long. RefSeq lists its product with no specific name. The transcript has a single exon. NCBI's taxonomy places the organism in Eukaryota, Fungi, Ascomycota, Leotiomycetes, Helotiales, Sclerotiniaceae. Bases 1 to 972 code for a protein of 323 amino acids. The record is from RefSeq and is a predicted model, not a curated record.